This is a messenger RNA of Gossypium raimondii (Peruvian cotton), 786 nucleotides long. RefSeq names its product peroxiredoxin-2. Gene Ontology annotation, cellular component: cytoplasm. Bases 86 to 574 code for a protein of 162 amino acids. Gene Ontology annotation, biological process: cell redox homeostasis; hydrogen peroxide catabolic process; cellular response to oxidative stress. The transcript is spliced from 3 exons. Gene Ontology annotation, molecular function: thioredoxin peroxidase activity. NCBI's taxonomy places the organism in Eukaryota, Viridiplantae, Streptophyta, Magnoliopsida, Malvales, Malvaceae. The record is from RefSeq and is a predicted model, not a curated record.
CUGUCCGUUUCUCUCACUGUCCAAACCCUCGUUUAUAUCACCGAUCCAAUCAAUCGCCUCAACUACCUCACCGAACACAUAUCCAAUGGCUCCGAUCGCUGUCGGCGACGUGUUACCGGACGGUACUCUCUCCUACUUCGACGCCGAUGAUAAGCUCCAGCAGGUGUCCGUACAUUCCCUGGCUGCCGGUAAAAAGGUUAUCAUCUUUGGCGUUCCCGGUGCCUUUACCCCUACUUGCAGCUUGAAGCAUGUUCCUGGAUUCAUCGAGAAAGCGGGGGAGCUUAAAUCCAAGGGCGUUGAUGAAAUUAUUUGCAUUAGCGUGAAUGACCCCUUUGUGAUGAAGGCAUGGGCCAAAACUUACCCUGAGAACAAAGAUGUCAAGUUUCUAGCUGAUGGUUCAGCAACAUACACCCAUGCCCUUGGUCUUGAGCUCAACCUUGGCGAUAAAGGUCUCGGCACUCGUUCUAGGAGGUUCGCACUCUUGGUCGAUGACCUCAAGGUGAAGGCGGCAAAUGUCGAAUCUGGAGGGGAGUUUACCGUGUCAAGCGCUGAUGAUAUCCUUAAAGCUCUUUAGGUUUGCUUUGUGCCUAAUAAGGUCUAUGUUUUCUUGGCCUUGGCUAUUAAUGUAGAUUGCUUUAUUUAGCACACCUUUUAUGGUAUUGUUAAUAAUAAAAUACGUCUCUUGGAGCAUGUAAGAUCGAACGUGUUUAAGAGCGAAUAUGUUUCCGUUUUGUAUCAAAGAACCAUGUUCCGUUUUGUGUCAAAGAGCCAAUUACUUCUCUCUUA